Molecule: messenger RNA, 1723 nt
Organism: Bufo bufo (common toad)
Lineage: Eukaryota; Metazoa; Chordata; Amphibia; Anura; Bufonidae
Gene: ELAVL1
Product: ELAV like RNA binding protein 1
Exons: 7
Coding region: 162-1190 (342 amino acids)
Cellular component (GO): ribonucleoprotein complex
Molecular function (GO): RNA binding
Source: RefSeq, a predicted model, not a curated record
GCCGUCGACCGCCAUGUUGAGUUCCUCGUUUUUCUUUUUUUUUUUCGCUCUGUGACGCUAGAAGCUGCUGCUUUUUCCGCGCUGGGAACGUGCAGGACAAGAGAAGGAUCGCGCCGCUCAUUCGUCUGCCUGGGGCGGAACGCUUAAAAGGGUAAUUUAAGAUGUCUAACGGUUAUGAAGAUCACAUGGAUGAUGUCUGCAGGGAUGACAUGGGCAGAACUAACUUAAUUGUCAACUACUUGCCUCAAAAUAUGACGCAGGAUGAGCUGCGCAGCCUUUUCAGCAGCAUUGGAGAGGUGGAAUCUGCCAAGCUAAUACGUGACAAGGUUGCAGCUCCCUUGGAAAAUGAAAGUGAUGUACAGAGACAAGCUAGUGUUGCAGGGCACAGCUUAGGAUAUGGCUUUGUGAAUUACUUAAAUGCUAAAGAUGCUGAAAGAGCAAUAAACACACUUAAUGGAUUGAGACUGCAAUCAAAAACUAUAAAGGUAUCGUUUGCCCGUCCAAGUUCAGAAAAUAUCAAGGAUGCAAACUUGUACAUCAGUGGACUACCAAGGACAAUGACACAGAAAGACGUUGAAGAUAUGUUUUCAGGUUUUGGCCGCAUCAUCAAUUCUCGUGUUCUUGUUGAUCAGGCUACUGGAUUAUCCCGUGGAGUUGCUUUUAUACGGUUCGACAAACGAUCAGAAGCGGAGGAGGCAAUUGCCAGCUUCAAUGGCCAUAAACCGCCAGGCUCAUCUGAACCUAUAACAGUAAAGUUUGCUGCUAAUCCAAACCAGAAUAAAAACAUGGCGCUUCUAUCUCAGCUGUGCCAUUCUCCAGCGCGGCGGUUUGGUGGCCCUGUUCACCAUCAGGCUCAAAGAUUCAGGUUUUCACCUAUGGGGGUAGAUCACAUGAGUAGUAUAUCUGGUGUGAAUGUUGCCAGCAGUGCUUCGUCUGGAUGGUGCAUCUUCAUCUACAAUCUUGGCCAAGACGCAGAUGAAGGAAUACUUUGGCAGAUGUUUGGUCCAUUUGGCGCUGUCACUAAUGUGAAGGUUAUCCGUGAUUUCAACACCAACAAGUGCAAAGGGUUUGGCUUUGUGACCAUGACAAACUAUGAAGAAGCAGCCAUGGCCAUUGCAAGUUUGAAUGGCUAUCGUUUAGGGGACAAGACAUUACAAGUUUCGUUCAAAACCAGCAAGUCCCACAAAUAACUUGCUCUUGUCUUUUGUAUGGAAUAGAGGAAAUAAGAUUUGACAAAGUUGGGGGGAAGACUUUUUUCUUUUCUUUGUUAGUGUAAAACUCAUUUGCGCCAAUUUUCACAAGUGUGUUUUUGUCUUAGUCUAAAUGAAAUGUGGAUAAAAGAUUUUUUAUACUCUAGGGAUGCAACUUACAUGUUCAAAUGUUUGAGAUCCCAACAUGUUAGGCCAAUUUUAAGUUCCUUAAGUUAUUUACUUUAAAUAUACAAAUAAAAUAUGACUAAAUAACAUUAAGUAUACCCUAUGGAUGAAGAUAACGUUAAGCAUGCACUAACCUUAAAGACUUUAAGAAGGUUUGCUCUGUGGGUUUCUAUUUUCCAGACUCUGGAAAUUGCGUUUUUUUUAAUCAAGCUGUCAGGAUGCCAGCUUAAGUACUUGUAUGUGUGUAUAAAUAUAUAUACAUUUUUUUUUUUUUUUUUUUUUUUCGGUUUUUCACCAUCCCUCUUCUCACUGAUUUAUACAGCCUGAUCAUUUGUUUUCUAAAAGCU